AUGGUAUAUUUGAUGGCAUGGCAUCUCAGGAAACUUCAAGCACAGAUAAAAGAUCUUGAAGAUGAAAGAGUAGAACAAGCUAAUGAGAUGAAGCAAUGUAAAAAGUAUAUAUCUAAACUUGUAAUCCAUGCAGAAGCUCAAGCUUUACAGUAUCAGCAGAAGGUCAUAGGAAAAGAUGAAGCAGCAUCUCAUGACAACAAGCGAUUGUUCUAUUCUACCUUAAAAAAUGACAAUCCCUUAGAUUGCAUUGUCUCAAAAGUCAAAGUACUCAAAAUAGCACCUGGUGUAAAUUUGAAGUCUAUUCCACCAUGUGAUUAUUAUUAUGACAUGAAAUACAACAUAGAUUACUCCACAUUUUCUACAAUAAAAAAUGAUGUUCCAUGUAUUAAGGAGGAAAUCCAUAGUAACGGAAGCAAUGAUACUAACAUAAAUGGAACAAAUAAUAAUUUAAAACAUAAAAAAUAA
Messenger RNA from Lactuca sativa (garden lettuce), 465 nucleotides. Lineage: Eukaryota; Viridiplantae; Streptophyta; Magnoliopsida; Asterales; Asteraceae. The record is from RefSeq and is a predicted model, not a curated record.